Peromyscus maniculatus bairdii (prairie deer mouse) is the source of this 3559-nucleotide messenger RNA. The record is from RefSeq and is a predicted model, not a curated record. NCBI's taxonomy places the organism in Eukaryota, Metazoa, Chordata, Mammalia, Rodentia, Cricetidae.
CCCAGGCUCCACGCCUCCCGGAGAGGCACCGGCGGGCGGCGCUCCUUUUGUGUGUUUCUCUCCAAGGUGCAAGGACCCCCACCCCCUGCCUCUCCAGGCAGUCCUCCCCCAAACCCUAGCCCUCUUCUCGGCAUCCUGAUCCUCCUGCCAGCUGGGGGGAUUGGAUCGUUCCUAGGAGGAGGGACAAGGUCGGCAGCCCCUUCCCCGGUGCGGGGGACCUGAGCCCACUGGAGUCCAGGAGCGCUGCUGCCAGUCAUGUGGGCUGGACUGUUGCUCCGUGUUGCCUGCAUCGUGAUCCUGUUGCUGGGGUCUUCAGCCCGAGGCUACACCGGGAGGAAGGCGCCCGGGCACUACUCGGCAGAGAGACGUCGUCUGGGCCCCCAUGUCUGCCUUUCCGGCUUUGGGAGUGGCUGCUGCCCUGGCUGGGCCCCUUCCAUGGGCAGUGGGCACUGUACCCUACCCCUCUGCUCCUUUGGCUGUGGGAGUGGCAUCUGCAUCGCCCCCAAUGUCUGUUCCUGCCAGGAUGGAGAGCAAGGGGCCACUUGCCCAGAAGCCCAUGGAUCCUGCGGGGAGUAUGGCUGUGAUCUCACCUGUAACCACGGUGGCUGUCAGGAGGUAGCCCGAGUGUGCCCUGUGGGCUUCUUGAUGACUGAGACAGCUGUUGGUAUCAGGUGUGCAGACAUUGACGAGUGUUUAAGCUCAUCUUGUGAGGGCCACUGUGUGAACACGGAAGGUGGUUUCGUGUGCGAGUGUGGGCCAGGCAUGCAGCUGUCCGCUGAUCGUCAUAGCUGCCAAGACACCGAUGAGUGCCUGGGAACUCCCUGCCAGCAGAGAUGUAAGAACAGCAUUGGCAGUUAUAAAUGCUCCUGCCGCGCCGGCUUCCACCUCCACGGCAACAGGCACUCCUGUGUAGAUGUGAACGAGUGUCGGCGACCGCAUGAGAGGCGAGCCUGUCACCACGCCUGCCAUAACACAGUGGGCAGCUUCCUGUGCAGUUGCAGACCCGGCUUCAGGCUUCGAGCUGACCGUGUGUCCUGUGAAGCUUUCCCGAAGGCCGUUCUGGCUCCAUCUGCCAUCCUGCAGCCCCGGCAGCACCCUGCUAAGAUGUCCCUGCUCCUUCCGGAGGCAGGCCGGCCUGCCUUGUCCCCAGGACACAGCCCUCCCCCAGGGGCCCCAGGAUACCCCACUGGAGUCAGAACAACCCAUCAGCCAUCUACCACCCUGGCCCUACCCACAUUCUUUCCCACACAGUUGCUAUCCACCCCAGGGCCAAGUUCUUCCCUCCCGGGGACCCUCGGACCCCCCUCACUCCUCCAGGGGGAGGCAGUAGGGACCCCUUCCUUACCCAGGGGCCCGGAAGGCACAAGUCUGGGAACAGGGCUCUCUUCCUGCCGGCACCAGGGAGCCACAUAUGAAUCGGGGAGCCGCUGGAGCCAACCUGGCUGUUCUCAGUGCUUGUGCCAGGAUGGAGAGGUGACCUGUGGAAAAGUGAGAUGCAACACCACCUGUUCCCAUCCGAUCCCCCCCAGAGAUGGGGGAUGCUGCCCCUCUUGCACUGGCUGCUUUCACAGUGGUGCCAUCCGGGAAGAAGGGGAAGUGUUUUCACCUCCGGAGGAGAACUGCACUGUGUGUGUCUGCCUGGCUGGAAACGUGUCUUGUAUCUCCCCGGAGUGUCCCCCUGGUCCCUGCAAGACUCCCCCACAGUCAGAUUGCUGUACUUGUGUCCCAGGGAGAUGCUAUUUCCACGGCCGAUGGUAUACGGACGGGGCUGUGUUCAGUGGAGGUGGUGAUGACUGUACUACCUGUGUCUGCCAGAACGGGGAGGUAGAGUGCUCCUUUACACCGUGUCCAGAACUGGAGUGCCCUCGGGAGGAGUGGUGGCUGGGCCCAGGACAGUGCUGCUUUACCUGUUGGGAGCCUCCACCCACCACAGGCUGCUCUCUAGAUGACAACGGGGUUGAGUUUCCAAUUGGACAGAUCUGGUCGCCGGGUGAUCCCUGUGAGUUAUGCAUCUGCCAGGCAAACGGCUCUGUGAGCUGCCACAGGACAGACUGCGUGGACUCGUGCCCUCACCCCAUCCGGAUUCCUGGACAGUGCUGUCCUGACUGUUCAGCAGGCUGCACCUACACAGGUAGAAUCUUCUACAACAACGAGACCUUCCCAUCAGUGCUGGACCCCUGUCUGAGCUGCAUCUGUCUGCUGGGCUCGGUGGCCUGUUCACCUGUGGACUGUCCCAUCACCUGUACCUACCCCUUCCACCCGGAUGGCGAGUGCUGCCCUGUGUGCCAUGACUGUAACUUUGAAGGGAGAAAGGUAGUGAAUGGUCAGGUGUUCACCUUGGAUGACGAGCCCUGUACCCGGUGCAUCUGCCAGCUGGGAGAGGUGAGCUGUGAAAAGGUCCCUUGCCAGCCGGUCUGUACUGAUCCCUCCUGCCUAGAUGGAGUCGUAGAGCCUGGGGGAAGAAAGUUUCUAAUUGGCGAUUCCCUCUUUCCUCCAAGAGAAAGGCAGCAACCCUCCCCUCAUGGAGACCUUGGCAAAGAUGCUCGGAGCCUCCGUGGAGACACUGGAGUCCCUGCCAACUGUAGCUCCUGCCCAGGGCCCCCAUCAGCAUCACCUGCAAGGCCCACAUUCCAGCUCCUGCAGCUGCUUUUGAGAGCAAACCUGUCCGAUGUGCAGACUGUAUUCCCAGGCCCACCAGGAGCCCACACCUCCUCCUCACCUCCGCUGGAGUCAGAGGGUACAUUUCUAGGGGAACCUGGGGCCUCUCAGCCUCCUGAGCCCUCAGCAGGGUCUCCGGUCUCUCCUGGGUCCUCUACUCUACCUCCAGUCUUUCCAGGGACUCGUUGGUCACCUGCCACUCCAGAGAGCUCUUCCUCAACCUUUGGGGCAGCAUUCCGGUGGCCUCUGUCUGCCACAGACUUGACUGAGGCAGAAGUACCUUCGACGACGACGACGACGACCGGUCCUGACCUCUCAGAGACCCUCAGCACACCCUUGAAGCCUCAAAGACUAUCUGCAGCUCUCCUGGACACCCCCAACCCUGGUCCCCAACAGCCCACAACAGACAUCUCAAAGAAGGAAGAGUCUACCAUCUGAGUGGAUCACCAUGCCUGGGACAUACCAGACAGAGCUCUCUGCCAGUGACCUAGUAGGUGUGUGUGACCCCAGGGGUGACCCAGUGGGGGUCUCAGAGAAGACCUUGGAGUAAGAUGGUCUGUCAAGGAGAGAGGCAGUGGAAGAAACAGCCGAAGCAUCCCUUGACUCUGGACUUCUAGCCUCCAGAAUUGUGAGGACCUAAGUUUCUGUUUAGCCUCCAUCCUUGACUGUGGUAUUGGUUACAGUGGCCCCGGUACAGUACGUCGGCACUGCCCACUCUCGCUUGGGCAGAGCCGUGCCCGGCGUGAUCCUGUCGCCGCGCACUCUUGAAUGUUUUGGGGGUGUCUAUAAUCUCUGUCAUUAUGCUUUGUUUUCAACACUGAUUUCAUGUAACGUUCAUUUCGAGAUGUGUUCAGAACAUGUGUUAUGUCCCCAUUUCUAUUUUAAACACUGAGCUGCUAAA